GAAACACACAACUGUAGAGUGGAAGGAAAUAGAGGCGGGACGUCUCCGCCCUGAAAAGAAAGGAAAAAAAGAAAAAAACUUCUGGAUGAAAGUCUCCAAGACGAGGAAUGCGGUGUAGUUCGAUUACCUGCCUGCCGAGGAGCCUAUAGCCUAUCUGCUUGUUGUGAUUCGGAAAAUAAAGCAUCCCUAUGAAAGACAAAACGACCGCUUUGACGUCUUUUAUGAAACAGAGGAAGAUGGGGCUGAACGACUUCAUUCAGAGGCUUGCCACAAACUCCUACGCCUGCAAGCAUCCUGACGUUCAGUCUAUUCUGAACUUGAGUCCCCCUCAGGAUGCUGAGCUCAUGAAUGCAAACCCCUCUCCUCCUCCCAGUCCAUCCCAACAGAUAAACCUUGGUCCGUCCUCAAACCCAUCGGCCAAACCAAGUGACUUCCACUUCCUCAAGGUGAUCGGCAAGGGCAGCUUCGGCAAGGUGCUGCUCGCACGCCAUCGUACAGAUGACCAGUUUUACGCAGUCAAAGUCUUACAGAAAAAGGCCAUCCUCAAGAAGAAGGAGGAGAAACACAUCAUGUCAGAGAGGAAUGUGCUGCUAAAGAAUGUCAAGCACCCGUUCUUGGUGGGCCUGCACUACUCUUUCCAAACAGCGGACAAGCUCUACUUCAUCUUGGACUACAUCAACGGAGGAGAGUUGUUCUACCAUCUACAGAGAGAGCGCUGCUUCCUCGAGCCAAGAGCCAGGUUCUACGCGGCAGAGAUCGCCAGUGCUCUGGGCUACCUCCACUCCCUCAACAUUGUCUACAGAGACCUGAAGCCAGAGAACAUCCUGCUGGACUCACAGGGACACAUCAUUCUUACAGAUUUCGGCCUGUGCAAGGAGAACAUCGAACCCAAAGGGACCACGUCGACCUUCUGCGGUACGCCAGAGUAUUUAGCUCCUGAGGUUCUACACAAGCAGCCGUAUGACAGAACGGUAGACUGGUGGUGUUUAGGAGCUGUUCUCUAUGAGAUGCUCUAUGGCCUGCCUCCGUUCUACAGCCGUAACACAGCAGAGAUGUAUGACAACAUCCUCAACAAGCCGCUGCAGCUGAAACCUAACAUUUCCAACGCAGCCAGACACCUGCUGGAGGGCCUGCUGCAGAAGGACCAAACCAAGAGGCUGGGCUGCGCAGAGGACUUUAUUGAAAUUAAGAACCACAUAUUUUUCUCCCCCAUCAACUGGGAUGACCUCAAUGCCAAGAAGAUCACCCCUCCAUUCAACCCCAACGUGACGGGACCCAAUGACCUGCGGCAUUUUGAUCCAGAGUUCACAGAUGAGCCGGUGCCUAGCUCCAUUGGCUGUUCCCCAGACAGCGCGCUCGUCACGGCCAGCAUCAAAGAGGCUGCCGAGGCCUUUGUGGGCUUCUCUUACGCCCCAUCUAUGGACUCCUACCUAUAGGAUUUAAACACAGGCACUCAAUACGGAUUGAACCAAUUCAAUCUUACAGGAAAUGAGCCGUGGCGUGUCCAUGGACUUGCAUCUUGACCCCACCUUACGUUUCCUAUCAGGGUGAUGGAUUUUUCUAAAGCCAACCCCUGCAACAACUCUGCAUCUGCAAAGAAUUUAUACACGUGUACUUGCCAUAAUCUCUCCAACUCUUGAAUGCAUUUAAGAAGACUUGAGGAUGCCAUAAUGAAAUGACUGAUUGGAGUUGAAAUCCACCAUCUUACUCUGAUGUACCAACGCACAAAUUCUUCAACCUUCCACAACAGACACAAACGCGUUGCAGCCUUUAAUUUCCCAUCUCUUACCCGGUAGUGGAGGUCAUUUGCACAUAGCUCAGGCAGCUUAAAAGCCCACCUCGACCCUAAAGCCACAACUGACAAGCACACACACCAACUUCCAUCUUUUCUCCAAAGAGGAAGGCUGGACCGUACUGUACCAGUCCUGAAAGGGAUUUUCAUCUUCUUCUAUGUAGCCAAACAUCUUCCCCCCUUCCUUUUGAGAUUCUGUCCAACCACCCACGGGGGCCCUACCUGUUGAGUUUGACUGAGUAGCUUGGAGAUGACAUUCAUUUUGGUGCUUUAGUUUCUUCUCAUCUACUUUCCAUGUGUUUGAAAAAGGGAGUUAUUUUAAGCUGAAUGUUACAGAGAGGGAGGUUUUAUUUUUUCUCUCAAAUGUGCCUUUAUUUUUUUCUCUCCAUCAGAACUCUUUUGGGUUUUGUCUGUGUCAACCUUAAUGUCUCCACUCCACACCUGACUGCAGGUGGGAGGAGCUGUUUUUUGAAGUCACCAGAGAGGAACGAUGUAGCUCUGAAUUAAUACACCUGUCUUUAACGUGUGAGACGUAGGAACUCAAACGAUGUUUUAUAUCUUCAUUUGCACAUAAAACGAUAAUGGUAAUGCUGGUCGAGAGAGAGAAAGAGAGAGCACUGCUGCUAGGUGAGAAAGAGAGUGAUGUGUUCAGAAGUGUUUGUGUAGUUCUGCUUGCCAACCGUGUCCCCCUCACGUAGUCUUCCAUUUGCCUCACAAUAAUGUAACGGCGGCCUUCAGCCGAGCUGACGACAUCGGAACUGAACAUUCCAUUUUAAUAUUGCUGUAAUGCAGUUUGAUGGUAUUUAAGUUUGUUUGUAUAUUUGGAGUCAUGUGUACUAGUUUUAAUGUAUAUUGAACAAAAAAUGACUAAAGGUAUGCUUAAAUAUGUAUAUGUAACAAUUCAUGUUAAAUGUACUGUAAAUUGUAAAAUUGUUUAAGAUUUAUGUGACCAUGUUUGGUUUGCAAUAAAAGUUUAACUUUAUUACACCUUA
Molecule: messenger RNA, 2784 nt
Organism: Morone saxatilis (striped sea-bass)
Lineage: Eukaryota; Metazoa; Chordata; Actinopteri; Moronidae
Product: serine/threonine-protein kinase Sgk1
Exons: 10
Coding region: 189-1436 (415 amino acids)
Biological process (GO): protein phosphorylation
Molecular function (GO): ATP binding; protein serine/threonine kinase activity
Source: RefSeq, a predicted model, not a curated record